This is a messenger RNA of Glycine soja, 2848 nucleotides long. RefSeq names its product BTB/POZ domain-containing protein NPY4-like. The record is from RefSeq and is a predicted model, not a curated record. NCBI's taxonomy places the organism in Eukaryota, Viridiplantae, Streptophyta, Magnoliopsida, Fabales, Fabaceae. Gene Ontology annotation, molecular function: protein binding. Bases 247 to 2133 code for a protein of 628 amino acids. The transcript is spliced from 5 exons.
AACGUGAAUGUAUCAUGGGCCUUUUAAGCUUUUAACAGCUACUUAUAUCUCUGAGGUCUCUCUUUCGUUUCAAGUAAGCAAAAGAAAGAAAAAACAUUUUUAAAAAAAAACUCUCUUUUGGCACGCUUACUGGCCUCGAUUUGUGUAAAAAAGGUGGUGACAUAGGUGUUUGCAGUUGCAGUAGAACCUAAGAUUUGUGCCCAGAUAGAAAAAAAAAGAGCAACAUAGUCAUUUCCUUUGACCAAGAUGAAGUUUAUGAAACUUGGAUCUAAGCCAGAUUCUUUUCAGAGUGAAGGGGAUAAUAUCAGGUAUGUGGCAGCUGAGUUGGCAACUGACAUAGUUAUUAAUGUUGGAAAUGUCAAAUUUCAUCUCCAUAAGUUUCCUCUUUUGUCAAAAAGUGCACGCUUCCAAAAGCUGAUUACAAACACUAAUGAAGAGAACAUUGAUGAAGUCCACAUCCAUGACAUUCCUGGUGGACCUGCUGCUUUUGAAAUAUGUGCCAAGUUCUGUUAUGGUAUGACAGUCACUCUUAAUGCAUACAAUGUUGUUGCAGCUCGCUGUGCAGCAGAAUAUCUUGAGAUGUAUGAAACUGUUGAGAAAGGCAAUCUUAUCUACAAGAUUGAAGUCUUCCUCAACUCCAGCAUUUUCAGGAGUUGGAAAGACUCGAUUAUUGUUCUUCAAACUACCAAGUCUCUUCUUAAAUGGUCUGAGGAACUUAAGGUAGUGAGCCAUGGCAUUGACUCCAUAGCUACCAAGGCUUCACUUGAUACAUUAAAGGUGGAGUGGUCAUACACCUAUAACAGGAAAAAGCUACCAUCUGAAAAUAGUAAUGAUCCUCACUUCAGUAGUGUGAGGAAACAACAAUUGGUUCCAAAGGACUGGUGGGUGGAGGACCUUUGUGAGCUCCAACUUGAUCUUUAUGAACGAGUUAUAACAACAAUUAUAGCAAAAGGCAAUGUUUCUGGUGCUGUAAUUGGAGAAGCUCUAAAUGCUUAUGCAUCAAGAAGGAUGCCUGGCUUCAACAAGGGUGAGAUCCAAGGAGGAGAUAUUAUAAAGGAUAGAUUACUGUUGGAGACCAUAAUCCGAAUAUUACCUGUGGACAUGGGCAGUGCCUCUUUCAGUUUCUUGGUGAAGUUAUUAAGGGUAGCUAUUCAGUUGGAAUGUGAGGAGUUGGAGAGAUCUGAACUGAUUAGGAGAAUAGGCAUGUGCCUUGAGGAGGCUAAAGUGUCUGAUUUAUUAAUUCGUGCCCCAGUUGGUGACACAAUUUUUUAUGUUGAUAUUGUGCAAAGGCUAGUGGAAGAGUUUGUAGCAUGUGGUCAACAGGUUCAGACGGACUCUCUGUUGGAAGAUGAAUUUCAGGAGAUCAGAAGCCCCGGGAUGGUAUCAGACCCUUCUAAGGCUAAGGUGGCAAAACUGGUGGAUGGCUACCUUGCUGAGAUUGCACGUGAUCCAAAUUUACCUCUUGCAAAAUUUGUUAAUCUUGCUGAAUUAGUAUCAAGCUUUACAAGAGCAUCUCAUGAUGGCCUUUAUCGUGCCAUUGACAUGUAUUUAAAGGAGCAUCCUGGAAUCAGCAAGAGCGAAAGGAAAAAAAUAUGUAGGUUGAUGAACUGCAGGAACUUAUCUGCAGAGGCUUGCAUGCAUGCUGUGCAGAAUGAGCGGCUUCCCAUGCGUGUUGUUGUGCAGGUUCUCUUCUUUGAACAGCUGAGAGCUACAACAUCUUCAGGAGACAACAGCACACCAGAUCAUCCUGGGUCUCUCAGGGCCUUUCUUCCUGGUGGAUCUCAUGGGAGCUCAAUGUCUACUAUAACAAACACAGAAGAGGAAUGGGAUGCUGUGGGAACAAUGGAAGACAUAAAAUCUCUGAAAGGGGAAGUUGAUGCACUAAAAUUAUCCGGUGGAACCGGCAGAGCCAGCGGCAGAAAAGACAAUAACGGUGAUAAAGGCAAUGCCGACAAUGUUGCUGCCAGUAAAAUGAAAGGCUUCAUAUCAAAGAAGAUACUCUCUAAAAUUUGGUCUAGCAAAGAAAAAAGUGGUGAUCUAAGUAGCUCUGAUACUUCAGAGAGCCCUGCUUCUACUGUUGUAGAGGAAACAAAAUCUACCCCAUCUAGAAGUAGGAGGCAUUCAGUAUCUUAGACCAUGUUAUGCAGACUUUAGAGCUCCAUUCAGUUACUGUAUAAUCAUCUCACUAAAGUAGCAUCAGGAGUCAGAGGACACUGACAUCAUAUUCCAGCUGAUACUUCAAUGAGUUCUAUGUAACUGAGCAAAUGUUGGCACGUGGGCUAAAAAUGAAGCACCAAAAGUAAUAUUUUAACUGUGGCUAUAUCAUACUCCUAGGGUUGCAAUCAGCCAUUACUGAUCUUUAGGUUAGAUGGCUCUUGUGAGACCCAGUUUUGAUUAUUGGAAACUGGCUUAUGAAUGCCAGCAUUUGUAACCUUAAGUUUUAAAGGGAAAAAGGACUUAGAGGAUAUCUAGAACCAAUUGCUUAAGGAGUAAGGAGGGUGCAGAGUUUGAAAGGCUUGUGUUGGGAAUAUUACUUAGCAUUUUGAUCCGUCAUUAAUGUUCAUUUGAGCAGUGGUAUGGGCUGCAAAACCUAUUGGACUUCAAAUUUACCAUUCUUGAAACCCAGAUACGGAUGGCAGCAGGACAGGUCGGGGUGGGUUUGUCUAUCUCCAUCCUAAUCUCCAUCCUCACAAAAGGCACGGUGGGUUGGGUUUGGCUUUAUAAAAGACGGGGUGAAAAAUGGAACCUAACUCCAUCCUCAUCUAGUUUUAUAGGAUUUGGAGAAACUCCUAGGAAAUCCAUUUCACAUUUUUAAAAAAAUAAAAUUUAUUCAUAUACUUUAAAUAAA